UUGACACCCAUUCAUAUUUUUCGAUCUCAUAGGUCCCAUGAGCUCUACCGGAAGAGGCGUGACUUCGCCACUCUAUGGGCAGCUAUUGUUUUGACGUCAACUCGGAGGCUCGGGUUCCUCUACUUCCGUAGAGGAAGUUCCGAGGGAAAUCCACAGAGUGUUCAAGGCGAUUUCCUCCGAUCUGAAGGUCCCAACCUCCGAAAUUCCCAGGAACUCCGACUGUUUGAAGGCACCAAUACUAGAGUGGCGAAGUCACGCCCCUUCCGGUGGUCCCCACGGGACCUAUGAGAUCGAAAAAUGUGAAUGGGUUUCAAUGGAGAGAAAGUAAUUACUUUCUGGUCCCAGUCUUUAUAUGCCCCGGAUUACACAUAUGUUGUUUGUUCUCUGCCGGGAAAGCCUAUGUUGCCAGAAUGGGCGGGUAAUCUGCCCUAAUCUGGCAACACUGGCGGAGGUGUCACUAAAACGAUCCUAAGCAGUUGUAUUUCAUCAGCAGGUUCUGUAUAUAGAUCACAAGUUCCGAGUAUGUUUAUCUUUUCUUGAUAUCUAAUUUGAACAUUUAUGGUCUAAAUCGUUGAUUGAUUGCAGUAUUGGAAAUCUGCAAGGCUGCAAUUCCCCUAUUUGGCCGCUGUUCGUCGCUAUUUUGUCGGCCUCUUUGCCAUGGCAGUCACGUGACUGCAAAGUAUAUAAACUCCCCCACGAUUCGUGCCAGUUGCAGUGUUCCCUCUGAGAAUCAGGUCCUGCAAUUUUUGUCAUCCAAACCAACCCAAACAACCCUUUUUCUAAAACCUCGACCCAAAGGCACUUUUAAGAGCCACAUCUGUCUUGUCAACCUGUCCUUGCAGUGUUGUACUUGUAAGCGUCUGUCUGUCUCUCUCUCUCUCGCUCUCUGUUGCCUGUCACCUGUGUCUGUCUGUCUGUCUGUCUGUCUGUCCCCUUCAUCAUGAGUGAUUCAGAACUCCAGAAUCUGUUUUCGAGGGUGGAUAACAUGGCUGUUCAGCAAGAGGUCAAUGAUGUCCUCCAAGGGGUUGAUGACUUGAUUGCUGUGGUGCAGGAUGAGCAAGCAGCAGCACCGCCAACCAUGAGGUGGAAGAAGAGAACCAGUGACGGGAACUUAAUUCAUGCAAGACCACGAUCAGCUAGGAAUCAGUCCAAUCAGGUUACAGCUGGUAACAGCAGUGGACUUCAACAGCAGAAGACUCAUCCCAACAAAAAUGCUCCUGACUCAAACUCUGAGGUGGUCUUUGCUCCUGAUAACGUUGAUGGAUUUCUACGAGAUCUCCAGCAAUCAUUGAGCGAUGCAACAGGAGAUGGGGUGGAAUCACCAACCCCACAAGCCUCUCUUUCUGCUUCAUUAAACUGGAGCACAAGAAAGAGCAAUUCUUCGGAGAGCUGGAAGGCAGCGAGACCUCGUCUGGUUAACACCGCACUGGCACAAGAAAAUGUGGGAACCCGAAAGUGCCAACAGUGUUGGAGCAAUUUAGCUGUUGUUCGUUGUCGUGAUUGUCUACCACGGCCCUUAUUCUGUGCGGAGUGCGACGUCGUCAUGCACACCAGACACCCCCUUCACAACCGAGAUGCCAGUACUUUGGGAUUUUUCCAGCCAUUGCCCCCAACAACUACUGUACAGAAUAUGGACCUUUGCCAGUGUGUGCGGUAUGUACCUGUGGAGAUCCCUCGCCAAAUCUGUGGUUGUCCAACAGAGGCACUGAGGCUCAAACCAGGAAAAGCUGUGGCUGUGAUCACAAUGAAUGGGAGACAUGAGCUCAGCAUGCCUGAGUUGGCAUGUGAAGCGUGCAAAGCCACAUGGACUGCUGGUGUUGACGGCAUUCUUCACAGCGACUACUGGCCAGCUACCCUGAACUUUGCCACCAUUUAUGGAACUGAUGUUUUUGCUUCAUUUGAAGAAAUGAAAAUGGCAGCACCUGGAUUGUCCUGUCAGGCAUUUUUAAAAAUGUUGGAUCAGAGAACUGUCCGCUUUGGCCGUACUGGGAAGAUCUCAGCUGACACCUUCGCCAAAAGCUUUUUUGAGUGGGAGGCUGUCCAAUAUGAGAUGGACAACAUAUGCAAGGAGGAGCCAUUCACCUGUCCUGCCUGCAGCCCGGAUAUGCUUGCGGUUUCCGUGGAUGGUAACCGCAAGCAUUACCGCUUCAAGAAUGCAUCUAGUGCUGAGGAACAGGCCAUAUUUGAUGGCGUCUUCAUCGCGAAGGAUGACGACGUCGCAAAAUUUGUGAACUACAUUCACACCACAACCAAGCAUGUGCCCGGAAGAGGCGUUUGUGGGGGGGAAUGGUCGGCGGCUCGAGAGACCUCCAAAAAAUCUGCCAGCAAGCUGGAUGAAGAGGGACUGGAGCUUGCUGUGUGUCGGCAUGGGCUGCUCCUAUGUGCCCUCAAUAUGUUCAGGGGAGAGAUCUUUGCAUAUCCCCUGUACAUACAACGAAAGCUGGCCAACCUCACGCCGACCUUUUAUUGCAUGGAUGUCACAUGUAAAUACUGGCCCUACCUCAACAAGGUUGCAAGAAGCUGCCCAGAGCUCCAGCAUCUGCUCAGCAUGAAGCCCUUCCUUUCAGUGUUCCAUGCCAAAGCCCACGAUUACAAAUGUGACGUAAAAUGGAGUGGUGCCUAUCAAGAGGGGGCUGGAUUGACACUAGGGGAGGAGGUAGAGCAGGUCAAUGCCUUCCUCUCUCGGAUAGCAGUGACCACCAAACACAUGUCCAAAGCAGGACGCACAGACAUGCUCACCCUCUUGGCCAUGCGCUGGAAUCAGCAAAAGACUGACAACUUGGCCACCUCACUGUCCCGCAGAUAUCUGAGGACCACAAAAGCUCUGGAUGCCCAAAAGCGGAACAUGGAGUCCAUGAAGACCGAAUUGGACGUCACAGAGAACCAGAUGGAGGACUGGGUCAGUGACGUGAAGGAUUGGGCAGACGCAACAACCAUCAACACGACUGAUGUUGCCGCCUUGGCCAGCAGGGUCGAGGUGCUGGUUGCCAGUAUUAAGAGACGGUCGCAGCGUCUCUACAAAGACUGCGACAGCAACAAAGGUCGUGCCAGGAUCCGCCGCAAGAUCCGGGACGAGAGGGGGUUCCUGAGUUCUGUGGUGGAGAAGUACAACGGAAUGGUUCCCACAACAGAGACUCUGUGCUUUGAAAACAUUCUGUCUGGAGAGACGGCUUGGCCAUGGCAGCUACCACACAGUGACUCUGUUGACCUUCGGACCAAGAGGAGAGCAUUUGACCUGGUCAUGGCAGGGAAAAGAAUCCAGGAGGAGAAAAUGAUUCUUCAGAGGGAGAUGAAUCAGCACUGGAGGUCUCUGGGGAAUCGUGCUGACUCCCUAAAAGAGCUGUCCUGCCUUGUUUCAAGGGCUACAACAGAACAUUCACCUUGGGGCCUUACUGAGGAAGGGUUGACUGGUCUACAGUGCAUGAUCAAAAAGAAACGGCACUUCAUCACAAAAAUGAUGGCUAACGCGAGACACUGCUACCUACAAGUGUUGACUGCAGCAGAGGGGGCACAGAUGAUCAACUCCCAGGACACUUCUGAUGACUACUCGGACAAUGACUCUGACAUUUCGGAUGAUGCAUUUUAAACAAUGGCUAUGCUUUGAUUAUUUACCAAAUUAUUUUUAAUUGAUUUCAUACUCUAUUUAACUGCCUUUUAAAACCUUUGUGAAAUAACUAAUAAAUGUGUUUUUGCCUAAAUGU
Gadus chalcogrammus (walleye pollock) is the source of this 3701-nucleotide messenger RNA. RefSeq lists its product as uncharacterized. The record is from RefSeq and is a predicted model, not a curated record. Bases 941 to 3586 code for a protein of 881 amino acids. Lineage: Eukaryota; Metazoa; Chordata; Actinopteri; Gadiformes; Gadidae. The transcript is spliced from 15 exons.